AUGGCAGAGCUGGCCCUCCAACUCGGGCGCCGAGAACCGGGAACCGUGACCAACGGUUCUUGGUCUGCUGGCGCCUUGCUUUACGUCUCGCUUCACUUCACCUCUCAACCUCCAGACUCCGCAGCUCGCCUUUUCCUCUUGCAACUUCCAUCAACAUCGUCAUCGUCGUCAUCCAUCAUCCGGGACACCAUCGCGACCCCAGACAGUGACGACGGGACGUACACGUUAAUCCACAUCCCUCUCGACCUGUACACGACCUUUCUUCAACCAAUCCUCCGAGUCCUCGUCCCUCAAACACAGCGCCUUCACCUUGGGGCCGGCUACAGGCACGAUGCGGAGGAGCUAGACGGCCUCUCCGAGGAGAAUCAGCACGGGUUUUUAAACAUUAGUGUCACACCGCUGGAAGCGUCUAUUGUGUGCCAUACAUCAUGGGCCAAAAACGUAUUUGAGCCCGUCAUCAGCAAACUGUCAGCGCAGCAAGCCAAGUCCGUGUCCGUAUUCGCCGACUCAUACAUGGUGUUGUCGGUCAUUGGCGCCGGCCUGGAUGCUGCCACGCGAGUGUUGGAAUUGAGCUCUCCGCUUGCCCUGGCCGGUAUCCCCAUCUUCUUCAUCACCACGUACUACUCAGACUUUAUACUGGCGCCAACUCGAGAACGACAAAAUGUCGUGGCGGCCCUGCGUGAGAGAGGCUUUGAAAUGUCCGAGAACCAAUCCAACUUUGUCUCAUCCCCGACGUACAGUCGCAAAAACUCGGCGAGCCACCAUUCUUCGUCUCCGCCGAGCACGCCGCCUCCUUCAAAUGACAAUGAGCUCCAGCUGAGGACGUUUGACCUCUUGCACAAGCGCAGCGUCUCGCCGUAUGUCGAUGAGGACCUGGAACUGGUCCAGUGCUCCGGGCGAGAAAUUUCUCAGCUGGCAGAUGCGUACGGGCACCGGUCGUCCAUCAGCCGUCACACCGUAACGGACAACCGGCAGUCGUGGAUUGAAAAUGUCGACACAAAACUGUACGCGUCGCUGAUAUCCGUGCUCGUCUCCCAGCCGCGAUUCAUCUCCAUCACCCUGGCCCACGAAGAUCCGCCGUCACUGUUGAUGGAUAAGAACCUAUUGGGCCUCUUUAGCGACUCGCUCGUGGGCGACAUGGACAAUAUUCUGAUUCCCAUAUUUCUCGACCUUGUCAAUCUGCCGUCCGAGGUUACGGGCAUCGUGUGCGGAGUGUCUGGGCGACUGGUGGACGACAUGCAGAUGAAGGCCACUUCGGAGCUGUCGUACUUGUCGACGGCGCGGGCAGGCGUCGUGAUUUUGCCAGAGGAGCAGUCGACACGCGCAUUGAGCAUCUUGAAACCACUGCUCGAGAAGGAUGACUAG
Pochonia chlamydosporia 170 is the source of this 1365-nucleotide messenger RNA. Its product is annotated as ACT-like protein. Gene Ontology annotation, cellular component: cytosol. Lineage: Eukaryota; Fungi; Ascomycota; Sordariomycetes; Hypocreales; Clavicipitaceae. Gene Ontology annotation, biological process: cellular response to L-arginine; regulation of intracellular signal transduction. The record is from RefSeq and is a predicted model, not a curated record. The coding region runs from base 1 to 1365 and encodes 454 amino acids. The transcript is spliced from 2 exons.